AUGGAUGUUGUUCAGCAAACAUAUGGUUCAAAUCAAAAUGAUCAACCAUCAUCUGAUCAACAAAUAAAAUAUUUAAAUAUAACAUGUUCUGAUUCUAAAUCAAUAGAAAAACAUCAUAAUUUAUCACCUCAAUCAACAAUUCAAUCGUUGGAUUUAACCAUAAAUGAAUCAAAAAAUUCACCAAAAUCAGAUAUAAAAUGUUCUAAUGAUAAAUUAAAACAAGAUUUCUCUCAAAUAAAAUUAUUAACUAAUUCAUUUAAUACUAUUAUUAAUGAUAAGGAAAAUUUAAAUUAUUAUCAUCAAUAUAAUAACAGUAAUAAUAAUAAUAAUAAUAAUAACUGUUUCGAUGUAACUGAUUGUUAUCAACCACAAGAAACUGAUCAUUUUUCAGAUUCAUUUAAUAAUUCCACCUCUUGUACAUCAACAUCUCAUUAUAUUCAAAUUCAAGAAGAUGGUACAGAUAACACUGAUAAAGAAGAACUUGAAAUUCGUCGUAAACGACGUAAACAAAUAUUACCACAACAGAAUUUUCAUUUUACUCCAGUUAUAACUAAUAAUACGGAUGAUUUGAUGGAAGUUAAUGAUAUAUCAGACGAAAAUGAUAUGACCAGAUUUAUAGAUUGUGAAUUAGACGACAGUGUAAGUUAUCAACCAAAAAUAAGGAAAUUAUCUAAAUCUUCAUCAAAAAACGAUAUGGAACAUUUAGAAAGUGAAGAAUUAGAAGAAGUGAAAGAAAAAGAACAUACAGAAGAGAAUAUAGAGAAUAGAGAUCUAGUAGAAAUUAACCCAGAUGUUCAUAUGAUUCAUGCCGAUAAUGACAAUUCACUUAACCAAACUGAUAAAUUAUUCAAUAAGAGUUUCUCUCCAACUAUUAACAUAAAUUCAGAAUAUAAUAAAUUAAUUAAUGAAUUAAGUCAAUAUGCUAUAGAAGCAUUUCGUCGAAGUUUCACAAUUAAAUCAACAAAAGUACAAAAGGGUUUAGAUAGUGAAAUGAACAGAAACAAUUGUAGUGGUGAAGUCGACGACAAUAACACCACUACUACUGCUAUUAAUAAUAAUAACACAGAAGAAAGAAUUAUUGAACAAACAUUAUUAAAACUUGAACCACAUAUAUCUGAAUUAGUUGGUCAAUCAUUAAGAACAAGUAUUGAAACAAUAAAGAAAGAAAUGUUAUCUAAUUUUACAAAAAUCAAUAAUCAUUCAUCUAUUAAUUUAUUAAAUAAUCAAUCUGAAAUCAAUGAAAAUAAUAAAAAUAUAGAAAUUAUAAAUCAAGAAAUAUUUCAUGAAACUUUUCAACACUUAAAUGAUCCAAAUAAAGAUAAUACUAAAAUAUUAACAUUGAAUAACUCUAAUGAAGAAAUUAAACAAAAUCAUUCAAUUGAAAUGAUAAAUACAAAAAAAAUUGAUCAUUUAACUAAUAAUUUAAAACAACAUUUAUAUAAUUCAACAAUCAAUACAAAUAAACAAAUGAAUAAUAAUCAAAUAUUAUCAUCUAAUAAUAUAAUAGAUCAAUCUGUAGAAAAUGAUCCUAUUCAAUCAGUUUAUAAAACAUUAUUAACAAAUAAUGUAUUCAAAUUACCUAUAAAUAAUAAUCUUACAUUCAAUUCAAUGAAUCAUAUGAAUUUAGCUCAUACAACUUCUAAUAUUAAUCAUAAUGAUUCUAAUAAUUGUAUAGAUACAAUUAAUUGCAAUGAAUAUAUCCAUGAAGAAAAAGAGAAAUGUUCACAAUUUUCUUCAUAUUUCAAUAAUGUAAAUGAGAAUAAUCAAAUCUAUUCAAGAAUUUCAUCUAAUGAUUUAUCUCUGGUUGAUAUCAAUUCACCUCUAUCUUCAUCCCAAUCAAUUGACUAUAUUAAUUCUAAUCAGUCAGUUGAUAUUAAUUCAUCUGAAAAUGUUACCUCAUCAAUGUUGACUAAUACUACCACUUCGAUAUCAUCGUGUAAUCCUGUAACAGCAGCAGCCGCCGCUGCUGCUUUAGCUAAUGUUUUAGGAUUUCCGAUUCCAUACAGUUGGUCACCGAAAACAUUAACUGAUAUGCAAGAUGCUUAUGGAUUACUAUCAAAUCCAUAUUAUCAAUGGCCGUGGAAACUUCUUAAUUCUUCUUAUGCAUCAAAAUAUUCUGAUCAAAAUACACUUCUUCAAUCUAGUUCACUAGUCAAUAAUACUAUGAAUAUUAUAAAGCAAUUGAAUAAGGUAAACUCAGGAUCAACAUUGAAUUCUUGCUUGAAAUCAAAAUUUCCACUUAAUGACGAAAAUAAACAAAACAAUAUCAUGAUGUUUAAUGAUACAACCUCUUUGUCAACACAAGCAAUGUCAUCGGAUGAACAGGUGGAAGCUAUACCUUUAAUAGUAAGACAUGACAAAAAAGUAAAUAAAUCCGGUUCAGUUAUAAAUAGUAAUAGUACCAUGUAUAGCAGCUGUUCAUCAAAUUUGACAACUAGUACUAACGUAACAACAGCACCAAUAACAAGUGAGAAUAAUUCAUUUCAUGGACCAACUAUAAGUCGCAGAAGACGCACUAAAGUUACUGACACACGUUUAACUCAUUCACGUGUUUCACGUUAUCCAAAUAAUGCAUUUUCAAAUUGUAUAAUGACGAAUUCUGUCAUGCACCAAAACAAUCGACAUCAUCAUAACCAACCAAUAUCACAACAACAGUCACUUCUUCAAUCAACUUCAGACAUUAUUGACUUGGGGAAGGCCUUAAAUUUAGUCACAUCAACUUCUACAUCUUUUGGAUUGAAUGGGAACCAAUUGCAAACUGAUGAUAAAGAAUCUUUACUUAUAAACCAAAAUCUUUUACCGGGUAUAAAUCCGGCCAAAUAUCACAACGCUGUUAUUUCUACCAGUACUACUACUUGUAGUAAUAUCAACAACACGAGUAAUGUGAAAUUAGAUGAUUUCUAUUCUGCUAAGUAUCGAUCAGAAUAUCAAAUUCAUAGUAGUGGUAGUAAUAAUAGCAGUCCAUCACCGAUCUCACUACGUCUUUCAGGCUAUUCAAAAGAAUUGACUGAUAAUACCUCAGAAAAUCUUAAGGGACAUUGUCAUGAAAAUGUAGAUAUUUCAGAAUCAGAUAAGAAUAUCGAUUAUCAGGUUAACGGAGCGGAUGAGAAGUUACAUUGUUUGAAUAUGCUUCAAGAAUACAAAUCAUUUGAAAAAAUGUUUUCGAAAACACUGAAAAGUUAUCCAUUAUCUCUAAAAUCAAACUUACUUAAUAACAUCGGUACACUACCUGCAGUUAUGAAUACUGUUCCCUCUUCUACACCCUCCACAUAUUCUCCAUCUGUUUUCAAAGAUAUAAAUACGUCAUUGGUAGUGACUACUUCAACAUCAUUAUCUAUCUCUUCUACAUUCCCUACUCCAUCUUCUACUGCUUCUGUGCCUGUCACUUCCUCUUGUGCAUCAGUUUGUUCAGACAUUAAUCAACGUAAAUUUUUGUCAAGAUUCAAUCAAAUUUGUCUGUUAAAUCCACGCCUCCCUAACUCGUUACCAUCUAUUCCCCCGAUCUUUUUCAAUCCUACAGAGGAUACAAUUAACAAUAAUUUCAAUCAUAUCAGUAAUAACAAUACCAACAAUACAAAUAAAUUUUCCACCAGUAAUUUUUACGAUUAUACAAGUAUACAGAAUGAUUGUCAAGAAAGACAACAACAGUCACUUUCACAUAGUUUUGGAGCAAAAAAUAAUCUUAACUAUUCUCAGCCACAUAAUAUUUUUUUAUCAUCGUCUAUUCCUUGCAAAUCUCCCAGUCCAUAUUCAUUAUCUCUAAAAUCAUCUAUAUUUUCACCAUCACAAUCGUUAACACCAGUCAUAGGAAGCAUCGAUUAUAAUAGUGUUAUUACUACUGCUGCCAAUAAUAGUACUGACCAUAACAAUAAUAAUAUAACAACUGUAUGUAGUUCACAAAAUAAACAUCACCGUCCACAACAAAAUCUCCCCAAUUUAAAUAAUAAACAACAUCAUAAUCACAUAAGUUACAUAAACAAAUUAUAUGAUAAAUUAAAUGCAAGUGAAAAUCUACUCAAUAUAAAGCUUGACAAAUCACUAUUAUUGAACGAUAAUUUUAGUAGUGAAUCAACCAGUGGGAUCACACUAUCAGAAUCUUAUCAAAAUCAACUAAUGAAUUAUUCACAUGAACUACGAAUGACAACAACUUUAACACCAGUACAUUUACGUAAAGCAAAAUUGAUGUUUUUUUAUACAAGAUAUCCUAAUUCAACACUGAUUAAAAUGUAUUUCCCUGAUGUGAAAUUCUAUAAAAAUAAUACAGCUCAAUUGGUGAAAUGGUUUAGUAAUUUUCGGGAAUUUUAUUACAUUCAAAUGGAGAAGUAUGCACGAGUUGCCAUAUCUGAAGGAAUACGUAUUGCUGAUGAAAUUCAUGUAACAAUUGAAUCGGAAAUCUACAGAGCUUUAAAUUUACAUUAUAAUCGUAACCAACAAUUAGAGGUACCGGAUCAUUUUCGUAUUGUUGUUGAAGCAACACUUCGCGAAUUUUUCAAUGCACUUUAUACUGGUAAAGAUUCAGAACAAUCAUGGAAAAAACCAAUUUAUAAAGUUAUAGCUAGAAUGGAUCAACCAGUUCCAGAAUUUUUCAAAAGUCCUAAUUGGAUGGAUCAAUUAGCUGAUGGAUAAGUGAAAAAAGGAAAGGAUAUAAAAAAGUAAUCAGUUGAUUACUUAUUCUUAUGUUUUAAGUCAUAAAUAUAUCAUAUGCACGAAUACAUACUUGCUUAAUAAAUAUGAUCAUCUUAAUUCAAAUAACAAUUUCAUAACAUGUAUUCAUUAUGAGUAAUAUAUUUCAUUAUACAACUUAGAAUUUAGUAAACAAAACAAAACAAAUUACUUGUUCUUUCAUUACCUAUAAACUAAAAUUGACAAAACAAUCUGAUUUUUUUUUAAAAAAACAACGACCUACAAAUUUUAAUUUAUCUUUUAUUUCUAAAAAAGCAAUUGUAUAUUUAAAUUGAUUUUAAAAUGACC
Messenger RNA from Schistosoma spindalis, 4971 nucleotides. The record is from the annotation of a GenBank genome assembly. Lineage: Eukaryota; Metazoa; Platyhelminthes; Trematoda; Strigeidida; Schistosomatidae.